Histoplasma mississippiense is the source of this 1155-nucleotide messenger RNA. RefSeq lists its product with no specific name. The transcript is spliced from 4 exons. Lineage: Eukaryota; Fungi; Ascomycota; Eurotiomycetes; Onygenales; Ajellomycetaceae. Bases 1 to 1155 code for a protein of 384 amino acids. Gene Ontology annotation, cellular component: nuclear body; kinetochore; cytosol. The record is from RefSeq and is a predicted model, not a curated record.
AUGGAGGACGCAAUUGAGCAGCUGGAAAAUGUUGCCUCCAUCCCACCAAAGCAGCGACACACCAGCGUCGCCGACCUCGCGAAAUCGAUUGCGUCCAAUGCUUACGAGUCAGGCAUUCCAACUCACCUGCUAGAACGUCUAAUUACUAUCAUCUCAAAAUCCAAACAUCUAGACCAAAGUACCAUCACGACUAUAGUCAAAAAUCUCUACCCGUCCGAGCGUGUGCGCCCUCGCACCGUCUCAAUGGUCAUCUCCUGCUUCGGACCAAGCAGAAACAAGCCAUCGCCUGCAACCCAGGCCCUCUUGCUCCGUUGGCUAAUUCUAGUGUACGAUGAUAUGGAUGAUCAAUCGUAUCUGUCAAGACUCUAUGGUGUCUUGUUUAAUUUCCUGGACAUGAUCAGUCUACGCAGGUCACUAUGUCAUCUCCUGUCGUUAAUUUCGCGUAGGAAACACAUAAAACCGUUCCGCAUCCAGGCGCUAAUGGAACUAAUGAGAAUCACCGGUGGUGAAGAGCGGGAGCUUCUAGGUCUGCUGAAGGUUUUCAAGAGCUAUUACCCCGACAUAAUUAUCGGGGAUACCUACGCGUCAACGGGGCGAGCAACUUAUUUCUUCAAACAUCCCGAUCCGGAGUGGGUCAAGCAGAUGAGACAUGUUCAGGAGAUAACAGCUGCUGCUGGAAUGACAAAUCCUGGUCAAAACGUUCUUCAGACGUUUCAAGUUGUGCGGCGCGGUGAGGUGAAGAGAAGUCGAAUUGAGGUUGUUAUCCCUGUCGUGCAGACGUCGCGGGUCAAGAGCGACUUCACGUCACUGGAGGAAAUACGAAGUGCAAAUGAUUUCGUGCAGAAAUUGGACAGAAUCGAGAUGCCCAACCAAGUUGCUGCUGCGUUAGCGGAUCCGCUUGCGCAAAGGUAUUUGGUGUUUGUUAGGAAUGAAGGGGCGACGCGGCGGUUGGAGAGUUGGUUGGAUAGCUUUUUUGAGGACGAAAUGGCUAGAAUACAGCUCCAGCUUCUUGGAAUUGUUUAUAUUGACUCCGUUUUCCCGCAGAGCAUGCCUCAAGCUGUGGAUAAGUUUUUGCGCAAGUACCUCCUCUCCUGGAACGGCCAUGACAGCAGAACUGCCAUCCUGUCGCUCCUGGAAAAAGGCUAUUCUAACUGA